Messenger RNA from Stylonychia lemnae, 624 nucleotides. The record is from the annotation of a GenBank genome assembly. NCBI's taxonomy places the organism in Eukaryota, Ciliophora, Spirotrichea, Sporadotrichida, Oxytrichidae.
AUGCUUAAAAAUUAAAAAAGUAAUUCAGUGGCUCUGUUAAGAAUAGGCACUUUGUUCAUACUCAUAGCAUUCAUAUACUGCCAGAGUUAAUGGAGAACCAGUUGUGUUCAAUGCUUAUUUCAUGGAUAUUAGCAUUGCAAUGUUUCGUCAUCGAAUGCCCAAGUCUGUGCAACAUCAAUCACAGCAUCAAGCUGUAAAUAGACUGUAAGUCUUACUUUUGAUCAAUGCGUUGGGGGCAAUGAUGACAUCUGUAAUUCUAAUUUUACUAUCACUUAAAGAAAGAACUAAACUUUUGACUUUGCUGUGGGUCCCCUCUAAUAUUGUCUUGUUGCAGUCAAGAAUACAGCAGGUACAGAUAUGAGUCUUGAAGUAAAUAAAGUUCAAACAAACCUAUACCCCUAUCCAUUACUAUAUUCGAAAACAACAUCAAUUCUUAAAAAAGAUUUAGCAACUCUUAACAAAACUCUCUUCAUUCCAGCUGGUGAUGGCUAAGCAGUUAUGAUUAUCAGUAACGACUCUCUCCCAAAAACAUUCAAGGUGACUCUAUACAAGGAUGCCAUUUAUUUGCAGAGUUUGCUUAUUAAUAGUUUGAUUUUAUCAGCGUUGCUAUUGACAUUAAUGUGA